Molecule: messenger RNA, 8020 nt
Organism: Lymnaea stagnalis (great pond snail)
Lineage: Eukaryota; Metazoa; Mollusca; Gastropoda; Lymnaeidae
Source: the annotation of a GenBank genome assembly
ACUUAGCUACGUGUACUUCCUGUUAAGAUGGCUCCCUCCAGAGAUGUGAGUUGUUAAAAUUAACUUUAUUUUACUAAGACAAUAUGAUUUAUUUAGUAAUGAAAAUUUCAAUACUAAAAAAUUUGGAAAUCUUUUUUCAUGCUACUAUUAAAUUAAAUAUUACAUUAUCUCUCUAUUAUUCAGUGGAGCACUCUUCACCCGGUACACCAUCUGUUCUAGUCUAGUUACUGAAGAUACUCACUUCACAACUAAUUUACUACACUACGUAGGACUACUGUCUACACUACUGAAAUAUUACAUUAAGAAAUGGUUUCAGCCGGCCGUCCAGCUUGCGCUCUUUAUGCCCUCCCCAAAACACCCCUCCCCAACCCGGUAUUGGGCCGUGGAGCAGCAUGUCAGGGAUGGGUAAUCUACCACUUGAGCGUCGGCCAAGAAAAAAUCCAGUUUUUCCGGUUGGAAGGGCUAUUUAAACAACUAUUCUUACAUUGGAGUCUGUUAAUAUUUUUGUUUCCGUAUAGAGGCUAUAAAGUUAUAUAGCACAAUAUUUAAAUAGGGCCUACUUAUUACAGCCAAGCAACCGAUAUGCCAGGAAGAAAAUUUAAAAGGGACAACAAUUUUUUUUUUUUGAUCCAGAUGACACCGAUGUCCACACACAGAAUGUGGUCAACGUGAAUGCUCAGAAAGCAUAAACUGAAAAGACAGUUUGGCACAAGAAGCGCCGGUGAUCUUUCCCCUUCAUAUUUACGUGGAUUCAUGUACCACAACCGUUUUCGUGGAAAUUUUAUUUUUUAAAACUUCAUUGUCAACUUGGGGGAUAACUAUGCAUAAUUCCAUUUUCACACAUUAUCUUCUAUUUCAAAUUUUGUUAAAUAGUUUUUUCUAUUUUAAAAAAAUUGUCUAUUAUUAUGGGAAUGAAUACCAAUGUCAUUAAAAAUAAUAUAAAAAUAGUUGUUUAAAUAGCCCUUCCAACUGGAACAGCUGGAUUUUUUCUUGGCCGACACUCAAGUGGUAGAUUACCCAGGGAUGUUUCUUUGUCAGGACAGCCCCGACUCGAGUCUGCUCGACCAGGUUCCGCUGGAGGCCGCCCCAACCUAAAGACACCUGGUCGGUCCGAAACUGUGUUUGCACACAGUGCACAUGAUCGACUUUCUCAGGAGUAGGAAUUGAAAAAAUUACUUCCUAAAAUCUUCCCUCACCCAUCCCAGGGAAGCGUUAGAUGCCCUAUAAGAGGGAUUCUACUGUGGGUUUCCACAAUGCAACUAAUUUGCGAAGUAACUGGGACGAAACAGUUGCCUUGGAGCAGCUUCUCAGGUCUGCACUACUUAAACUGUUACUUACUCUAAUCUAAUACAACUAGUAGUCUCACCCUGUUCUUUGGCUUGGCUUUCUAUAAGUUUAAUUAAAAUUAAGUCAAAGUUUGGUCUGAAAAGUUACUUUGUAUAAAUCUAAGACAAGACUAAGUCCAAGUCUUGAUUCUUACUCAUUUGAAUUUGAACUUUAAUUUUGAGUGUAAAUUUGUGAUGUAAUGGCAUACAUAAGACAUACCCAACAACCAGGUCAAGGUAAGCAAAGUCAAAGCUACUCAGACAAAGCAGCAAAUUAAUAAUUAAUAAAGAAAUGCCAGUUCAACAAUGACAAUAUUAAUAUUAAUAUAAAUUUACAUUCGCCGCACUACUCAUUUUCCCAAGGCCACCAUCUUGGUUGACAUGAUGGCAGGCAUGUCAUGGCAACCAAGAUGGCGUCUGUGUAAAAAAAAAAAAAAGGAGUACAAAACACGUCUUCUAACAUGGGAAGGGGAAAGAAUGUGCUGUUUUAGUGAGAGAAAAAAAUUAAUAAUUAGGUAAUUAGGCUAAUUAGGAAAAAAACAUUAAAAUCUAAUGAACUAAUUUUUUGAGAAAAACCCAAACGUUAAAAUCUACAACUCUACCUAACUCAAGCUUAAAUUCCCCCCUAAAGUUAGUCUUCCCCCCCGCCGCUAAAUUUAAAGUUAAUUUACCCAUGAAUUUAGCGGACCCCCCUUCCCACUGGAGACUAAAUCUUCAAACCUAUAAUGUUUCACCUAAUGAUUUGCAGAACAUUUUUGGCUUAUUGAACUUUAAUAAAAAUGAGUUCCCACCAAACCAUGCCUGAACAUUUAUUUAAAAAUUAAUAAUUGAUCAGAUACCUGUAUUUCUAUUAAGGGAUAAUUUUAUAUGUUAAAAAAUUUUAAUGAAUUUUUUCAUAUAUAGUAUUGUAAAUCAAAGAUUGUAUAAAUCCUUCUUAUUCAAUUUAUCACAGGGUUUCCCAUUCUUUUCUAUCUCCUCCCUAUGAAUUGUUUAGCUAUGUCUGGCUUUCCCUACAAAUUAUUUGACUAAGUCUCACACAUCCUACUAAAGUAACAAUGCAUUUGUUUUGAUAAUUAGACAAGUUACUUAGACUUAUAAUUAUUUUUUUUUAAUUUUACAUUUCAAAGAGAACUGAAAAACUUAAAAAAUAAACUUUUUACUAAUGGCAUAUAAAUAAAAUUUAAAUGAGGAAAUUUUUUUUUUUAAAUUUAAACAUUAUAUCAUAAUUUAAAAUUAAAUUGUUCCUGUGUUCUUAUAAUUGCUAUUCUAAUUCCUCAUAUUCCUGAAAUGCAACCUCAUACCAUCCGCCUGAGGUUGGCAAACUCUGCUUUUCAUUCAGCAGUGUACGACCCAAACAAUAAUGACUCAAAAAGUAAAAACUAAUCAUUGGAUUUUAUUUAUUGAGAAAGCCACUAUUGUCUUAUUAUGUUUCAAUUGACCUGAAAUCCUCAAUGUAAUGAUGUAAUUAAAUAUUCAUGUAGCUGUUCUGAUUUUAGAGGGAAGAAUGGGUUAAAACACAAAUACUUUUUUUUUCUACUAAAGACAAUAACUGUUGUUGCUUCUAUGAGUAUUGUUAUAUUUAGUAUUUUUAGGAACACUAACACGUCUAUUCAGCUGCGUGUCUACAGUUUUAAUGACUUUACUAGCAAGAUCACAUGGCUUCUCAACUAACAAAUCACAGACCUCACGUAUUCAUAACAAAGGGAUGCAACUGUAACAAUACAAUGAUAUCACAACAAGCAUAAUGUUUUGUAAAAAAAACUGCUUACCGGUAAUAGAUUCCAAUAUUUUUCAUCAAUUUACCACCAAAAUAUGCCAAUAUUAGUUGAUGGAAUAUGUGAGCUGCAAAACUUUUUCAUUGUGUAAAUCAUUUUAUCUGUGGGGGAGAUGAUGACUCAACAAUCUUUUCUAUUUUUAUUCAGAGUGCGUUGGAUGAAAAACCAAUCAAGAUUGACAAAUGGGACUCAGGGGCUCUAAAAAAUGCUUUGGAUGAUGGAGCAAAAAAGGUUUAGUUUCAAUAUUCAUAUUUAAAUACAAAAUACUUGUAAUAAUUUUUUCUGAAAUAAUCUUUGUUAAAUAUUUUAUAUUGACAAGUAAGUAUCAAUAUAUAUAUAUAUAUUAGAUAGAUAUUAAUAUAUGAAUAUUAUUGUUACAGUUUAUAUGGUCUUUGAAGGUUUGAGGGGAAUAUUUUAAAAUUUCCUGGUCCCUGAAAGUUUGGGACAAUUGUGGCAAAAAGUGUCACUGUCUUUGAAAGAUCGGGGGGGGGGGGGGGGGGGGGGGGGGGGGUCCCCAUAUACCGGGUAAUUGACAUCCGCAGUGUACAUUUUUCUUAGUGAUCCGUAACCCUGCAAGAAAGAAAUUUUUGUUGAUUGGUCGGUAGAUAUUUUAUAGCCAAUGAAAUUAAUAUUAAGAAAAAGUGAAAUAAUUAUUAUGCAUUAUUUGUGUAAAUAUUAAAUAAAUAAAUAGACUGAAUAUGUAAAUCAAGCUGAACACAAUUUUUGUUCAAAAUCACUGGAUACAUUUCCUCAUUAGGGAUUCAUCAUGAUUACUAUUAAUUCAUACAAGUUACUUACACUAAGCUGAAUCAAAUGUAUAUAUCAGUGUACCUACUUUUGUGUUAUAUCUCCAAAAAGAAAAGGAUAUCUCUACAACGAUAAGCUGACUAUUAUGUCUAUAUAUUGUAUAAACUUAACUGUGAGAAAGAAUUUUGAGCUCGUUUUUUUCCUUUAGGAUAUGAAGGUCAUUUUAAGUUUGUAAAAAAAAAUUGUCUAUGAAGGUUUUGGAAAAGUUUAUUGAAUUCUGGACCUUGAAAUCUGUAUGAACACUAAUAUAUAUUUAUAGCUUCCUAACUAUUAUUUAUUUAUCAACAGGUUUUUGUUGAUAUCUUUCGCUUUAAAGAAAGUCACAUGCUCAUGAAUGGUCGUCUUUUCUUAUGCACAAUAGCCAUAGGAUUUGCUAUGUUUGCACUGGUUUGGGACUAUUUAUACCCAUUUCCACAGUCACGUAAUGUUCUACUUUGCUGUGUGAUUGCGUAUCCUUUAAAUUUUAAAUUGUUAAAAUUUCUUAAUAAUUAAUAGUUUGAAAUAAAGUUUCUGGUUUCUAAUUAAUGUUUUAUAAUAUCAAAUACAUGCCAAAGAUAUGAUUUGCUUGGUUUAGCAUGCUCAUAUUUGUACAUAUAAUACACCAGGUUCUUAAAAACAUAUAUUUUUCAUCUUGUCAGUUUCGUAGAAUCCAAGUUCAUGGUAAUAGUUAUAAAUGAAAAUUGUAAAACCCAUUGGUCUUUUUUUUUUUUUUUUUUAAUUUAUCCAAUGAGUGAUCAAGGAAUAAAUAUAUGUUUAUUUUAUCACCUGUCAUUUGAUCAUUAUAUUUAUAGAAAGCAAUGCAAGGAAUCAGCCAGGAAAAAAAUAAAUAAAAAUUGUAUUUUCUUUUGGUUUUUUUUUUUUUUUUUUUUAAUAUAUCCAAUGAGUGAUCAAGGAAUAAAUAUAUGUUUAUUUUAUCACCUGUCAUUUGAUCAUUAUAUUUAUAGAAAGCAAUGCAAGGAAUCAGCCAGGAAAAAAGCUGUAUUAAGAUUGUAUUUUCUAAUACUUACUAAUAGUCCUAUUGUAAUCAAUUAUAAAAGAAUUUAUUGAUAAUUAAACAUAGCUUAGUCUGGAGUAAUUAAGAAGACAAAGACUGCUCAUUCACAUAAAAUUUAUUUUUAUUUUAAAAAAAGAAAUAUGCCUAUUUCCUAUUCAUUUUUUACUGGCUCUGUGUACAGGAUUCUGCUAAUGUAGGUCGGCAUGUAUGGUACCACUGUCAAUGAAUAAAAAAGAUGCUUAAAAAAUUAGACUGUUUGGGCCUGUCAAUUCGUUUUUAUGAGGAUAAAAGAAGUGCUACUUAAUGCAUAUUUUCUUUAACCAAAAAAAAUCAGUUACUUUAUACUGAUGGGUGUUUUAACAGUGUAUCUCACCUAUAUUGAAAAGGGGAUCUUUCUGGUAGCACUUGAACAAGACAGGGCAAAGAUGGAGCCAGACAACAAGUGGACAUUACAGUCAUCACUCCGAAAGUAGGUUUCAGUUUUGUUUUAUUAUAAUAUGUGAGGGACGGCAUUCAAGCCAAGUGAAGUAAAUAAAUAGUGGAACUAGAUAUCUCUAGGCUCAAAAAGAAAAGUUAGGACAAUUAAAACUUUUGUGUUCCCAGAUCACAAUUUCAAAUAAUUUGUUUUUCUUGUUUUGUAUUGUCUGCUGAAGAAGGCGCCUAGCCAAAAUGUCCUUUUGAUUGUCCUGCCUUUUCUUUUCAAGCUUUAACAUAUCUUGUGUCACUAUUUAUGUAUCUUAAAUUAAAUAGUUUUACAAAUAAAAUGUAAAGGUUUUAUUACUUUGCAAAUAUUCCAUCACAGUUGCCUGUACUAUUUCACUCAGAUCUUUUUUGUUUUUUAAAUUUGCCACAUUAUUUUAACUUCAAGCAUAUUUCUUGUUUCCAUAAAAUUCUGUCCAUAGAUAUGAUGAUACCUACCACCUCACACUGACCUUUACUGAUGGCAGGACACAAGAAGAAAGAAGCUCAUCCAUCUCAAGAUGUGUAGCCAACUUCUUUGAUGAAAAUGGUACAUUUUGCUUUGAUUUGUUUCAGCCCAUUAUUGAGAAAUUGCGACAAGACUUAUCAAGUGAGAAGAAGAAACAGUAACUAUCCUCUCAUAAAGUGUCAUCUUCUAAUGGUGUUUUUACCUACAUUGUAAAGAAAAAAAAUUGUUAAAAAACCUGUUUGUCAUCCAAUUUAAAAUGGCACAGUGGUUUGAAAUAUUUAAACUAUGAACUGUCAGAGAUUAACACAAUAUGGUUUUAAGACCCAGUGCUUGUUUUCAAUUGCAUUUAUAUUUCAACCAUUAUCUUAUUUGAAACUUAGAAUUUUAAAAGUAGCACUUAAAGUCGUUACUAUAAGAAUAGGGCCACAUACUAAGAUGAAAGAUGAUGUUAGCUAGACAUGUAUUAACAGUAAAAACAAAUUACAAUAUAGCAUUUGUGUUUCAUUAUUUCAAGUAUUAUUUUGUUAAAUUAUUUAUAGAUAUGAAAUGCUUUGCUUAUAAUAACUUAAAUUGUAGCGAAUAUAUUAAAGCACUGGACCAAUUUUUUUUUUUAAAUUGGCAUUUAACAUUUUUCUUCAUCUGCACUCCUCAUCAUUGUGGGACAUAGCAUGUGAUGGCAGUGUUGAUUUUUAGAAGUUUAAAAAUGGUUUUGAUAUAUUUCAUGAGUAAUCUGAUUGUAAUUACAUUUAAUUUGAUGGUUCAUCUUGAUGAUAGAACUGCCUCACUGUUAAAAGCAUCAUUUCAUUCUCUUAGUUAAAAUGAUAGUAAAAUGUUAGAUCUUUUGUGUGUGUGCAAUUUCCUUGUUUUUUGCCACUAAUCAAAACUAGAAAAUGUAAUAUUACAUUAUUACACAACAAAUAAUAUUAUUUAACUCUUAGUUAUUUAUAAUUAUAUAAUGCACAAUCUCAAGAUUUUUAUUUGCUGAUUUAUCAAUUUUUAUUUUUUUUUGGGGGGGGGGGGGUGUUUAAAAAUAGUAACACUAUCACUAUCAACAAAGUAAGAGGUCAUCUAUGUUUUUCAGGUAUCAUGAUUUAAUUCUUAUUUAUUUAUAAUUAUAUAAUGCACAAUUUCAAGAUUUUUAUUUUCUGAUUUAUCAAUUUUUAUUUUUUUUUGGGGGGGGGGUGUUUAAAAAUAGUAACACUAUCACUAUCAACAAAGUAAGAGGUCAUCUAUGUUUUUCAGGUAUCAUGCUAUUUGCUUGAUACUUUGACUUUAAUAAGUAUAGUUUCCAAAGAUUAAACAAAUAAUCUUUAGCCUUGAAAUAUAUAAUUUUGUCAUAAUCAAAAACAUGUCAGUUCAUUGUUAGUGAAUGUGGUUGGUCAUUGGUAACUGUUUAUGGGGUGAUGGUACAUAUUUCAAUUCCUCUGCUUUGGUAAUUGUUCAUUUUCUAUUCUAAAUUAUAAAAUUGUUACAUAACCAUGUCCAUGUCUUUGUUUUUAAGUAACUUGUUUGUUGUUUAAGUAACAUCAUUUAUUGAUGAUGUAUAGUCAUUUUAACCGUGUUCACCUGAUACAAAUAAUGACAGACGUUAUCGCCUUGCCCUUAGCACCUGCUAAAUGGUGCUUAGGCCUUGGGUAGAAUUUAUGUUGUUUUUCAUAGUUGAUUUAGGUUCUUAACUUUUGAGAUAAGGAGUUGUCUUCCUUAACUCCCCAAGAGACAGGUAGCCUUGACUUGUGUGAAUGCUUGCUGCAUGAUCCAAAUAACUUGAAGAAAGUCUCAACAGCUUUUAACACAUAAAGGAUCAGAUUAGCAGUCACAAAAAUUGUGAUGCCUUCACCUUUGAACUCUUAUCCUUUGUCACUUGAAAAAAAAAAAAUUGUUUCUUGUAUUGUUUAAUUGUACUGGUUUCUGUUUAGAAUUGAUCUUGUAAUUUAAACGCUAAUCAUGUUAUUGGCCAAUGACAUCUAGUUACAUGCUAGAAGACUGAAUGGUCAUUGUUUUCAUUUUUUAAAUAUUUGACUGGUACAAUUUUUUUGCCACAUUUUUCUCCCAAUUAUUGUUUUGUGAAGUAAAAUUCAGUGUUAAUGUUUGGACAUUUGUUGAUUUUUACUUUUAUUUUGUUGCGGGAAAAAAAAGAGUGAACGAAUGCAAAUCAACCACCUUUGUUUUGAAAUAAUUUAACUUUAUCUUG